Myotis brandtii (Brandt's bat) is the source of this 1275-nucleotide messenger RNA. It is a transcript of the gene TCF21, whose product is annotated as transcription factor 21. The coding region runs from base 279 to 818 and encodes 179 amino acids. Gene Ontology annotation, molecular function: protein dimerization activity; DNA-binding transcription factor activity, RNA polymerase II-specific; RNA polymerase II transcription regulatory region sequence-specific DNA binding. Gene Ontology annotation, biological process: regulation of transcription by RNA polymerase II; developmental process. The transcript is spliced from 2 exons. The record is from RefSeq and is a predicted model, not a curated record. Lineage: Eukaryota; Metazoa; Chordata; Mammalia; Chiroptera; Vespertilionidae.
CUAGUGUCCACCAAAUUCCUCAGCGCUCUCUCCCUCACAGCCUCUGCGGCCACGGCUCCGGGGUGGGGAGCGGAGCGUCGGUUUCCUUCCCAAAGAAGCCCUGGCCCGGGCGGCUCCUUCUGCGAAGGGGGAAGGGGUGUGAGACCCAACCAGAACCCCAACUCCAGCUCCCAACACGCGGUGGCUGCUCCACCCGGCACACGAGGGGGGCCCACUGGUUUCCGGGUCUCUCUGUCCUCUCUCCCUCCCCUCUCUCCCUCGCAUCCUCUCCCGCAAACAUGUCCACCGGCUCCCUCAGCGACGUGGAGGACCUCCAAGAAGUGGAGAUGCUGGACUGCGACGGGCUGAAGAUGGACUCGAGCAAGGAGUUCGUGACUUCCAACGAGAGCACCGAGGAGGGCUCCAACUGCGAGGCGGGGUCUCCCCAGAAGGGCCGCGGCGGCCUGGGCAAGAGGAGGAAGGCGCCCACCAAGAAGAGCCCCCUGAGCGGGGUCAGCCAGGAGGGGAAGCAGGUCCAGCGCAACGCGGCCAACGCGCGCGAGCGGGCCCGCAUGCGGGUGCUGAGCAAGGCCUUCUCCAGGCUCAAGACCACGCUGCCCUGGGUGCCCCCGGACACCAAGCUCUCCAAGCUGGACACGCUCCGGCUGGCGUCCAGCUACAUCGCCCACUUGAGGCAGAUCCUGGCCAACGACAAGUACGAGAACGGGUACAUCCACCCGGUCAACCUGACGUGGCCCUUUAUGGUGGCCGGGAAGCCAGAGAGCGACCUGAAAGAAGUGGUGACCGCGAGCCGCUUGUGUGGCACCACGGCGUCCUGACCUUGGAGGUGCAAGUCUGGGAAAGGCGCGCUCCCGGGGGAAGAGCCCCGCGAAGGCGACCCCUGCCCUCCCUGCUCCCUGCCCCUGCUUCCCCCGCCAAGCUCCUCUCCCCGGCCCACCCCGCGAGAACACUUUACAGCGACGAGGAGAUUCGUUUCCAAACCGGAGGAGAUCGGUUGUGCUGACAACGAUUCCCAUCUAUUUAACUUUAUUCCUGGUACCGUGAAUGACUCUGCGAGCCUUGCUGGUCCAAGUGCAAUAUGUAAUUAUAAAUAUAUGAAUAGCUAAUAAGAGCCUAUCGAUGUGUAUCUGUUGUACAAUAUGUUGUAAAGUGUAGAUCAUAGAAUAGCUGACUUUGACAGUCACAUUUAUAAAGUAAUUCACUCAAAAGAUAUAUAUUUUUUUCAAACAAGUUUUUCUACUUUUUGAAAAUAAAUCUCUCUUUAUAUUGCUAAAA